AUGCCUAAAAAUCUGACUUCUAAUGAUGGUAGUGACGAUGAUGUGGAUAUUGGAGAUCCUUUUCUUACCGAUAGAUUUGGAAAUUUGACAAGUUGGAGGUUGAGUGAUUUGGAGGCAGCAGCAGAUAAUUAUCUUGAAAAUGAAGAAAGUGAAACAGAGGUAGAAGAAAAGAAAUAUUCCAAAAAGGAAAUGCUAAAGCGUGAUGCUGACCGUAAGAAACAGUACAUGGAAUAUGCUUUACAGAAAUAUAACAAUGAUGAGGAUCUUGCUGGGUUUUGUGAGAUGCGUUUUGUGUUUGAUGAAAGUAAAGACGAAGUUAUCAUUAUUGAAGGAAACAUGAACUCCUAUGAACACUUCAACUUUACAGCUAAGCAGGCUGGUUCCACCGUUCUAUUUUUUGCUGAAGUGACCCGAGACGAAGGACAGCUGUGUAAUGUUCUUUGCUGCAAGCCUUUGGAUUCUGAUGACAAUGGACAUUGCUUUGGUUGUAAGAAUCAAGGUUAUGUGGACUUGAGGCAUCCAUCUGGCGAAAGUUUGUAUGUUGGAGGUCAUGUGGAUUGCGAGUUCCCAUUUAUGUGGGAUAGUAUCAGUGAGGAUGACUCUGACUAA
This is a messenger RNA of Triticum aestivum (bread wheat), 609 nucleotides long. RefSeq lists its product as uncharacterized. The record is from RefSeq and is a predicted model, not a curated record. NCBI's taxonomy places the organism in Eukaryota, Viridiplantae, Streptophyta, Magnoliopsida, Poales, Poaceae. The coding region runs from base 1 to 609 and encodes 202 amino acids. The transcript is spliced from 5 exons.